Molecule: messenger RNA, 1843 nt
Organism: Thermothelomyces thermophilus ATCC 42464
Lineage: Eukaryota; Fungi; Ascomycota; Sordariomycetes; Sordariales; Chaetomiaceae
Exons: 3
Coding region: 262-1719 (485 amino acids)
Biological process (GO): protein geranylgeranylation
Cellular component (GO): CAAX-protein geranylgeranyltransferase complex
Molecular function (GO): CAAX-protein geranylgeranyltransferase activity
Source: RefSeq, a predicted model, not a curated record
AUAAGCGUCUCCCAUCGAAGGCACUUAAGGCAUAUCUUGCCGGGCAUUUUUCCAAGUAACCGGGUGUUCUGGUUUUUGUAGGGCACUAUCAACCCAAAACUUCAAUUUCACCCAAUUUCGCGGGAACAGCCAGCGGAACAUACCAAAGAACUCCAAACAGCCUAGGACUCCACUCAUUCAACUCACCCCUUUCGAAAGGGUCGCUGGCGCCCACCUUUACUCUCACACUUGACCACGUCUCCCUGUCCAAACAUUGCCACAAUGGCCGACACUUUAAUUACAGAACACCCCGAGCCCAUGCUCGAUAUUGACCGGCACCUUAAAUACUGGAAGAUGUGCCUGCAAGCUCCGCUACCCAACCACUAUCUCCCUAAUGAGGGUGUGCGCAUGACUUUGGUCUACUUUGUUGUCAACUCGAUUCGCAUCCUCGAGGGAGGGACCUCCUCAACACCAGAGAAAAAGCGACCUCCGCUAAUUCCUCCGCAAGACCAUCGCCGACUCCGCCAAUGGAUCCUCUCACACCAGCAGCCCGGCGGCGGAUUCGUUCCGUCCUCGACCCUCCUCUACCCCUCUCAGGGGUACCAGGCCUGGGAGGCCGAGUCGGGCGCCGAAGAGAGGGAAGGGGCCGGACUGGCCAACCUCCCGGCCACGCUGUUUGCGCUGCAGCUGCUCGCGUUGCUGGCAGAUGAUGAUGAUGAUGCUGAUAAUGGUGGGGCCAGGAGCGCCUUUGACGGCGUCGAUCGGGCGCAGACGCUGAGGUGGCUGCGGCGGUUGCAGAGGCCGGAUGGGAGCUUCGGGGAGGUAUUAAAGUUGCUUCCGGGGAAGGGGUGGUUUGUGGGCGGGGGAUAUGACAUGCGGUACUGUUAUAUCGCGGCUUCGAUAAGGUGGAUGUUAAGGGGAGAUGUGAAGGAGGGAGAGGAGGGGUGGGUGGAGGAUAUCGAUACGCAGGCGUUGACGAGGUACAUUCUGGGCAGCCAGACCUACGACGGUGGCUUCGCUGGCAGCUCUCAGGAGGAACCUCACGCCGGCUAUGCCUACUGCGCCAUAGCCGCCCUCUCCCUGCUCGACCGCCCUCUCACCAACAGUACCGCCUUCCACCCCAACGCUAUCCUGCGCUCGGGCAUCCGUGACAUGCCCGGCUUGAUCCAUUGGCUCGCAUCCCGUCAGUUCGUUUAUCUCGAACCACCACCCCGUCCCCGGGAAGACGAUGGCGACGAUGAGGACGAAGACGAGGACAACUUUGUGCUCCCAGCUAACCCUGCCGACCUCGCCAAUGCCCCGGCUCCCGCCCUGCGCCACGUGGCCUGUAACGGCCGCUGCAACAAGGUGGCUGACACCUGCUACACCUGGUGGGUAGGCGCGGCGCUGGCGAACCUGGGGCACAAGGAGGUGCUGGACUGGGCGCCAUCGAGGCGGUUCCUGCUCGAGAAGAUGGCGCACCGCAUCGGCGGCUUCAGCAAGCACCCCGGCGGACCGCCCGACGUGUACCACAGCUGUUUCGGGCUGGCGGCGCUGGCCGUCAUGGGCGAACCAGGGCUGGCCGAGUUCGACAGCGCCCUUGCCGUGCCGGUCGCGACUGUGAGGGUCAUCGAGAAGGCGAGGGACGCGCUGCUUGAGAGGGCGAGGGGAAAGAAAGCGGGGUUGGUCAAGGGCGCGGUGGAGAUGGGACUUGCCAUGAAUGGGUCAAAACCGGCGUGGUUGGGUGCCGGAGAGGUCUAGCGAUUAUCAAAGUACCCUACGCUACGCUGGAAUCUACGCAACCGAGGGUUAUCAUCAUCAUGAAGACCCCACCGCAUGCUUGAUCAACCGCUUGUAUCCCUCCACCGAGUCCUCGAGGUCUUUA